AUCAUUACUCACCACAAAGCUGCAGGAUGAAGCAGUAGAAACGUCCAGACAUCCAGAGCUAUUCAUUGAACAUCCAUCAAAUUGCCGGUAACACUUUACUUAUCACUUAAUCCUCCUCUCUGAGAGUUUCAUGGUAAAAGUUGACACGUGUUUGAGACCGGAAACUGGUGGUGGUGUUUCAAAUGUGACUGAAUAACUGGACACCUUUUCUGGAGAGUCGUUACAGUCCAUUUCGUCUCUCAACCUUGGUCAUAGAAGAGAUACUGAACAUAUAAAAGGCUGAGUCCAGUGUUCUCCCCAUUCCAUCGCCUGACUUCACAUUGUGGAAGGAAGUGGGGAUCCGAAGACGCUCAUAGAGACAGAAAAAAGACAACUCCAAGCAAGUGGAGACAGCGUAAUGACAAAGAUGGGUAAACAAGAGUGAGCAAGAAGGAAGAACUCCAUCUCAUCAAGAAAAAAGGGAAAACAAGUGUGACAUACGGUCUGACUCACAUCACAGGACUUAGUUUUCUUUCGAGACUGAUUUUUUUCACUUUUGGUAUUUUCCUGUCCAAAUGGAACCACGUGGACAUGCACACAUUUGGCUUCUAGUGUUAAUACUGUUGACUUGUUUCAUCCCCGGGGUCACAGCGGAGAAUGGGUACCAGACUCUAGCGCAUCAAAAUUCUAGACCCAACGCAAGUGAUCAUGGCCACUCUUCCGGCAUCAAUGGAAUACCCAUCGUGUCAUUUAAGUGGCAUCAUGUGGAGACCCCUUAUCUAAUUGCAUUAUGGGUCUUGGUUGCUUUUUUGACUAAACUGGUCAUUGAGGCCAACCAUCAUGUUACUAACAUAAUCCCAGAGAGCGCCCUGCUCAUUUGCUUCGGCUUCAUCCUCGGUGGCAUGAUCUGGGGUGCAGACAAGGUGCAGACCUUCAAGUUGACCCCGACCGUCUUCUUCUUCUACCUGCUGCCUCAAAUCAUCCUGGAUGCAGGCUACUUCAUGCCAAACAAGCUGUUCUUCAGCAACAUGGGGACCAUCCUGGUCUACGCUAUUAUUGGGACCUGCUGGAAUGCUGCUAGCGUGGGGCUCUCGCUGUGGGGAUGUCACAAGGGAGGAGCCAUGGGUGAUGUGAAUAUCGGCCUGCUUCAGUACCUUCUAUUCGGCAGUCUGAUUGCUGCUGUGGACCCGGUAGCUGUCCUCGCUGUAUUUGAACAGGUCCAUGUCAAUGAAGUCCUCUUCAUCCUGGUGUUUGGGGAGUCACUCCUCAACGAUGGUGUGACAGUGGUGCUCUUCAAUGUAUUUGAUUCAUUUGUCUCCCUGGGAGGAUCCCAAAUUGAUGCUGUGGAGAUAAUCAAAGGAAUAGUUUCCUUCUUUGUGGUGGCAUUCGGCGGCUCCCUACUUGGCAUGGUGUUUGGUUUGCUGCUCUCUCUUCUGACCAGAUGCACAAAGAACAUUCAGAUCAUUGAGGCAGGCUUCAUCUUUGUGUUGGGGUACCUCUCCUACCUCACUGCUGAGAUGCUCUCCCUCUCUGCCAUUCUUGCAAUUGUUUUCUGUGGUGUCAGCUGCCAAAAGUACAUCAAUGCAAACAUGGAUGAAAGGUCCAUCACCACAGUCAGAUAUGCCAUGAAGGUGCUCGCCAAUGGGUCAGAAACCAUCAUAUUUGUUUUCCUCGGUAUCUCAGCCGUUGAUAAGACAUUAUGGGUGUGGAACACAGGCUUUGUUCUCCUCACACUCCUCUUCAUCUUUGUAUAUCGCUUCAUCGGUGUGUUUUUCCUGACUUGGAUCAUGAACAAAUUCCGCCUGGUGCCCUUGGAGGUCAUCGAUCAGAUUAUCAUGAGCUACGGUGGCCUGCGAGGUGCGGUUGCCUAUGGCCUGGCAGUAAUGCUAGAUGGGAACAAGAUUGAGGAGAAGAAUUUAAUGGUCUCCACGACUCUGAUUGUAGUUUAUUUCACUGUCAUCCUUCAGGGAGUAACAAUGAAACCUCUUGUCACUUGGCUCAAAGUAAAGAGAGCUGCAGUGUGUGACAUCACACUUAUUGAAAAAUUGCAGAACAAGGUCUUCGAUCACAUGCUGGUCGCCAUCGAAGAUAUAUCUGGGCAAAUUGGACACAACUACAUGAGAGACAAGUGGAGUCAUUUUGAAGAGAACUGGAUGUCUAGAGUUUUCAUGAAGCCAUCCGCAAGGAAGAAUCGUGACUGUGUCUUCAAAGUUUUCCAUAAACUGAACCUUAAGGAUGCUAUGAGCUAUGUGACAAAGGGUGAACGCAGUGGAUCUCUGGGGUUUAUACGCAACGAAUCUGCAUUUGUUGACUUCAAGAAGUAUGAGGGGAAAUUCCCAGAGGUGAUGCCCGACAUCAUGGCUGACAUGGCAGAUGACCGUGGUGCAAUGUCCCCCAUGGGACGAGACCCUGUGCCAUCAGUGAGCUUGGAAAUGCAUGAGCAGACCAUAAAAGGUGUGAGGGAAGCAGAAGACAUCAGCAGCCACCAUCUGCUGCAGCAACACUUGUACAAAGGAAGGAAACAGCACCGGCACAGGUACAGCCGUAGUCAUUUUGAGGUCAACAAAGAUGAAAAUGAGGUGCAGGAGAUCUUCCAGAGGACCAUGAGAAGUCGUUUGGAGUCAUUUAAGUCAGCAAAAAUGGGUGUUGCUCCACCAAAGACGAUAACCAAGCACCAAAAGAAAGACCAGCAACAAAAGAUGUCCUCUGGAAAAUCAACUGAUAAAAGUAAAAGCUACUAUUCUGGUGAUGAAGAUUUUGAGUUCUCAGAGGGAGACAGCGCAUCUGGCUAUGAAGCAUCAAGAGACUCAGUCGCUACGAGAGUCACCUACAGAGUUGGAGCUGGAAUUGAGAAUCCAGCCUUUAUGCCAGAAAUGGACUCAAUGGCACCAAUGCAAAUCCCGCCGUGGUUAGCGGAGGUCGAGCUCGAUAGCAGCAUGGUGGCUCCUUCCCAGAGGGCUCAAGUGAGGCUGCCGUGGACACCCAGCAACCUGAGACGCCUUGCCCCACUACGUAUCAGUACUCGCUCCACAGACUCCUUCAUGCAAGCUGACACACCACCCACACAAGACAGGGAGGAAGAGGACUUUCCUCCGCCAUUAACACCACCGCCGCCGCCGCCGCCUUCUGACAGACAUGGUGGUCACAUGUAGCCUCCCUCUUCGUCUCCUUUAACGUGGCUGCCAAAGACAGAACAUUUACCUCAGACUUUGCACUGUCUCCUGUCAAAAUAUAGUCAAGGGAAUGUGUUUUUUCCCCCCUAGGAGACUGGUUAAGCUCAACCUCAUAUAACCUUUGUACUCUUAAUAUUUUGACCAAAUGUAGCUUCAUCGGCGGCCAACUGGUUAGCAGAUCUGCCUCACAGUUCUGAGGACUGGGGUUCAAAUCCCGGCCUUGUCUGUGUGGAUUUGCAUGUUCUCCCUGUGCCUGCGUGGGUUUUCUCCGGGUACUCUGGUUUCCGCCCACAUCCCAAAAACGUGUGGUAGGUUCAUUGAAGACUAUAAAUUGCCCGUACGUGUGAAUGUGAGUGUGAAUGGUUGUUUGUUUAUAUGUGCCCUGCGAUUGUCUGGUGACCAGUUCAGGGUGUACCCCGCCUCCUGCCCUCAAUUAGCUGGAAUAGGCUCCAGCACGCCCCCGAUCCUAGUGAGGAUAAGCGGUUCAGAAAAUGGAUGGAUGGAUGUAGCUUCAACUUCACCAUUUGCUAAAUACAUGUGGGAGAUGCAUGCAUGCACACUGGCAUGAUAUUUACCUAACAUGUUGAACAUUAUGAUAUAUGUAGUUUCAAGUGCAAAAUACACACACAACAUCUUGUCCAAAUUGUAGAGGCAUUUUUAAAUGGAUGUAAUAUGUACAGAUUUGUAUUUAUAAAGAGAAUCCAUUCCAACAAAGCGAUGCAAAGACGACAGUGCAGCAUUAAAUACAUUUUUAUCUGUAUUGCCUUAAACACACCAGCCCUGAAGAUUAAACAUGAAAUGUGAAGAGCUCAACAUCUAGCUGCCUUAAUGAUUAAGGCAUGUACUUAUUUACAAAUUAUUUUUUUGUAUUCAUACAGGAAAUUAAAUCUCAAAUAUCUGAAUUAUAGUCAGCAGGGGUUAUUUACUGUAGCUCCUACAAAGAAUACUUUGACCACUUAAAAUAUUGAACUGUUUGGAGCUGGAUGUUUCUUGUUUUUUUUUUUUAUUAAAAAGAGAAAAAAAAUGUGGA
This is a messenger RNA of Phyllopteryx taeniolatus (common seadragon), 4182 nucleotides long. Its product is annotated as sodium/hydrogen exchanger 3-like. Lineage: Eukaryota; Metazoa; Chordata; Actinopteri; Syngnathiformes; Syngnathidae. The transcript is spliced from 16 exons. Gene Ontology annotation, biological process: proton transmembrane transport; sodium ion transport; regulation of pH. The record is from RefSeq and is a predicted model, not a curated record. Gene Ontology annotation, cellular component: apical plasma membrane; brush border membrane. Bases 555 to 3131 code for a protein of 858 amino acids. Gene Ontology annotation, molecular function: sodium:proton antiporter activity.